AUGAAAGAAACAGUUAUUGAGCCUAAACCAGUUGUUAAGCUUCCUUUCCCCACUAGGAACAAGAAAAAGGGACAACAUGAGAAAAACUUUGAAAAAUUCUUAGAGUUGUUCAAGAAGAUGGAUAUCAACAUUCCUUUGUUGGAGGCACUUGAACAAAUGGCUAAUUAUGCCAAGUUCAUGAAAGACAUCAUUUCGAAGAGGCGAAUCGCCGACACCAACCCGAUUAUUCUAACCGAAACUUGUAGUGCUAUUUUGAAGGGUAUGAAGAUUCCGAUAAAGAAGAAAGAUCGAGGAGAUGUCACCAUCCCUUGUACUAUUGGAGAUAGGUCAUUCAACAAAGCUCUUAUUGAUAUAGGAGCUAGUGUGAGUCUUAUGCAAUUAUCCAUUUACAAGAAGAUUGGUAUAGGGGUUGUGCAAGACACCAGGAUGACAGUCCAAUUCGCCGAUCAUUCGGUCAAGAAACCGUAUGGUAUUGUUGAAGAUGUUCUUGAAAUGCCGGAAGAUGAAGAGAUCUCUCUCAUUCUUGGGAGACCCUUUUUAGAAACGGGACGGUGCUUGAUAAACAUAGAAGAAGGAACUAUGACAUUGAAGGUAUAUGAUGAGGAAUUGAAAAUCGAUGUUCGAAACACCAUGAGGUACAAGGAUGAUAUUUGUACCAGUCACACUAUAGAGGUUCUGGAUCAGGUGAUGACAUAUGAUAGUCCUUUGAAUGCACCACAGUCACCUUUGAAAAGAGUGUUGAGUUUGUCCAUUUUCAAUAGUGAUAAAUAA
This is a messenger RNA of Lathyrus oleraceus (garden pea), 771 nucleotides long. RefSeq lists its product as uncharacterized. Bases 1 to 771 code for a protein of 256 amino acids. Lineage: Eukaryota; Viridiplantae; Streptophyta; Magnoliopsida; Fabales; Fabaceae. The record is from RefSeq and is a predicted model, not a curated record. The transcript has a single exon.